Molecule: messenger RNA, 1201 nt
Organism: Harmonia axyridis
Lineage: Eukaryota; Metazoa; Arthropoda; Insecta; Coleoptera; Coccinellidae
Product: dnaJ homolog subfamily B member 13-like
Exons: 5
Coding region: 86-1135 (349 amino acids)
Cellular component (GO): cytosol
Molecular function (GO): protein-folding chaperone binding
Source: RefSeq, a predicted model, not a curated record
UGCAUCUUCUAACUUCACGUCAGUGCUCCUAAUUUUUGUACUUACUGUCAGCCUUAUUGUCAAAGUUAAUGAAUAGAAUAUCGAGAUGGGUAUCGAUUAUUACGGGAUUCUACAAAUACCUCGUACAAGCACAAGUCUGGAUAUAAAAAAAGCGUAUAGGGGAUUAGCCCUAGAGUUUCACCCUGAACGUCUUAAACAACCAAACGCCAAAGAGGUUUUCAGUUUGAUUUGUGAAGCGUAUGACGUCUUGGGUGACCCAUAUCGACGUGCUAUAUUUGAUCAGUAUGGCGAAGAAGGGUUGAAGUCAGGGGUUCCCACAAAAGAUGAAUUUAUCCACCCUUAUCAUUAUCAUGGUGAUCCCCUUCUGACGUAUCGAGAGUUCUUCGGCACUGAUUCGCCCUACGCUGACCUGCUGGACUAUUUGAAAAAUCCUCCGGCUAUAUACGAGACAACCGAGAACAAGGCGGUGAAAGAGAAGAAGCCUCCCAUAAAACACCCAUUGGUUCUGAGCCUGCACGAGAUAUUUUUCGGUGGCGUGAAGAAAAUGAAAAUUCAUAGGUUGACCUUUGUUGAUGAAAAGCGAACCAGAACGGAGGUGACUGAGAAAAUACUAUCGAUUCCUAUCAAGCCUGGCAUGAGACCUGGUACAGAGAUUGUGUUUUUCGAGGAGGGAGACCAGCAUCCCGCUUAUGAACCGGCCGAUGUGAUCUUCAUAACAGAAGACAAGGAACAUGAAACCUUCAUUCGGGACGACAACGACUUGAUAAUGGUAGUCGAGAUCACAUUAGAGGAAGCUUUAUUGGGGACAAUUGUAACCGUCAAUACCAUUGAUCAUAGAACAAUGAGAAUACCGAUAACGGAUGUGAUUGACAACGAUUACGAAAAAAUAAUCGAAGGGGAAGGAAUGCCCAUAUUGGAGAAGUACCCAGAAAAAGGAAAUUUGAGAAUAAGAUUUAAGAUUUGCUUUCCGACUUACCUUCCGAAAGCAAGCAGAGAAUUAUUGUCGAAAGGUUUUCAUUUAGCGAAAUUGGGAGGAGGCUGUAGGCAACAUGAAACCAUCAACAAGUUGAUAUUAGCCGAUAAAAUUUUGAGAGUUGGACCCGACGAGAGGUUUCCUCCAAUUUCACAAAUAUGAAUGAUUGACAAUUACCUAUUAUAGAUUAUUAUAUAGAGAAAUAAACUAAUUUUAUAUUGCAACUUA